This is a messenger RNA of Colletotrichum tamarilloi, 396 nucleotides long. RefSeq names its product AflYd/sugR/sugar regulator. Lineage: Eukaryota; Fungi; Ascomycota; Sordariomycetes; Glomerellales; Glomerellaceae. Bases 1 to 396 code for a protein of 131 amino acids. The transcript is spliced from 2 exons. The record is from RefSeq and is a predicted model, not a curated record.
AUGUCCAGCCGCGGAGAAAGUGACGCUGCAUUCUCAAUAUUGGAACCUGCAUUGGUGGCCCAGAAGGCUAUGCGACUUUUCGCGCGGGGGCUUUUACAGGAGCUUAAGGUAUUCCGUAUUACGGACGCACUGGUCGACCUGUUGGCCUGUAACAGAUACCUGCUUGAUUCCACUCGAGUCAAGGGCGGAAGCAUGAUGGUGGGUCCGAGGGAUGUGCUUUACGCGCUCCAAAACACACUGCAUCUCAUUGGAGGGCCGGAAUCUCCCCUGUUCAAGAGGCUUUUGAGGAUGAUGGCCGAGGUUGCGCUGCCUGUUCCUGACGUCCCAGAAAUUAGUUACCAAUAUCAUAAGAUCGAUGCAAGAAAUAAUGGAGAACACAUCAAGGAUUACAAAUAG